AUGAGUCCAAAUGCCGGCAAGCUCGCGGCAAUGAUGAAGUCCGAAGAUCGACCUGGCAUUCGUUGCAUGGGAGCCAAGUCAGCUGAUGCGCAGCCACGCUUUUCAGACAAUCGUACAUUCGGCGGUCGUAUUACGAAGGCUCCACCCAAGUCGGCGUCGGGACCCGUGACACUAAGGACCAGUGGAAAUGCAGAUGCGGGCUCGAGUGGCGGAGAAGCGAGCAAGAACGACCAUCUCCACGACGAUAUCAUGGAUGAUAACAAUAUGUAUGCUAGUUUCAAGUACGACCCAAUGAACCCAGACGCCAUCCCUGAGCGUGUCGAGCCAUGCAAGAGGACCGUUGCCGAGGCGAGGGCGUACCGUAGGGCGAUCUGGAGGCUGAAACUAGAGCGGACAGCCGACAAAGCGAGGUGGCCGGCGUCCAGGCGAGAAGCGAACCUACGAGCGACUCAUCUGCGAUCUCGACAAGGAGGUGCUCGGAGGGCGCAGUCGAAGUCAGCACGAAUGUGGCUGCUGGGUGAAGCAGCGACUGGUCCAUCGGUCCAGCGUCUUUCUAAGCGGUCGCGUCACCCAAAAGUUGUGUUAGACAAUAUCCUCGCGACAUUGGACUCUCUUCAUCUGGCCAACAAGAACCCGCAGGGGACAGGAAACCAACCGCCCGGCCAUGUGGGUGAGGCCCACGAAAUGGAAAUGUGA
Saxophila tyrrhenica is the source of this 696-nucleotide messenger RNA. RefSeq lists its product as uncharacterized. The record is from RefSeq and is a predicted model, not a curated record. The transcript has 2 exons. Bases 1 to 696 code for a protein of 231 amino acids. Lineage: Eukaryota; Fungi; Ascomycota; Dothideomycetes; Mycosphaerellales; Extremaceae.